AUGAACGGAACAAGAAUCGAAACAUGCCCCAUGGGCCACCACCGGAUCAAAAACAUCCAUAAUGGUCAAGUCCCCAGCGGCACCGUCAAAGCCAGCGGACAAGACAAGAAAGCACCCGGGACAUAUAUCAAAUGGGACGCUCCAGGCGUCGAGACCAUCCAGCCUGGCGAGAAGGAAAAGAUCCAAGAGGUGUCUGACCAGUUCAAUCGUUUCCAAAUGAUGAAUUUCAACGAGCAUAUGCACUGUCUCCGCGGCACGCAUCUCAAGACCCAAGGCUGCGUAAUGGGAAAAUUCAUCGUCCACGACAACCUCCCCCCUUAUCUCGCCCAAGGCAUGUUCGCUAAACCGGGCUCCUACGACGUAAUCAUGCGCUACUCGUCGCUCACGCCUAAGAUCGUGCCCGACAACGCGCCCGCGCCGCGCGGCAUCGGGAUGAAGGUCUUUGGCAUCGAGGGCGAGAAGAUCUGGGGCGAGGACAAGAAGACGCAGGAUUGGACGUUUAACAACUACCCCGUCCUGGAGCUCCGCGAUCCCCAGACGACGUAUGAGAUUGCGGAUUCGCUUGAGCGCAAUUGGAAUGAUUUGCCCACGUUUGCGGAGGAGCAGAGUAAGAGGGUGGAUGCGGAUGUGGCGACCUUGGGCGGGCAAUUGCCUAGGCAGCAUAUGGCCGCGAUGCCCGAAUACUCGCAAUCCGCCUACCGCCACGGCCCCUACGUCGCCAAAUACGGCGUCUUCCCGCUCAGCCAGGCACAGAAAGAUCUUGUAGACACCGACUACACCGACAACGACCCCAUCAACGUCAUCUCGCAGUCGCUGCGCCAGUUCCACAUGACUAACAAAGCCACAUACUCCUUCUGCGCGCAGAUGCUGCAGGACCUCGACGAGCAGCCCGUCGACGACAUCGGCAUCGAGUGGGACCCCAAGAAAUACCCCUUCGAGCAGAUUGCUACCCUCGAGUUUGAGCCGCAGGAUAGCUGGCUGCCCGAGUUCCGCACCUGGUGGGACGAUCGGAUUACGGUGAAUAGCUGGCAUGGGCUGAGGGAGCAUCAGCCGCUGGGCAGCACGAAUCGCAUGCGCAGGGUGGUGUAUGCCGAGUCGCGGAAAUUGAGGCUGAGGGUUAAUGGGUAUAGGGAUUAUGUGGAGCCGGCGGGGCUGGGCGAGGUGCCUGUUCCUGUGCCCGCGCCGCAGUUGAAGAUGAAGUACAUGGAUGCGGUUCAGACUGUUGAAGUGAAGUAG
Parastagonospora nodorum SN15 is the source of this 1236-nucleotide messenger RNA. RefSeq lists its product as hypothetical. NCBI's taxonomy places the organism in Eukaryota, Fungi, Ascomycota, Dothideomycetes, Pleosporales, Phaeosphaeriaceae. Bases 1 to 1236 code for a protein of 411 amino acids. The record is from RefSeq and is a predicted model, not a curated record. The transcript is spliced from 3 exons. Gene Ontology annotation, molecular function: heme binding.